Molecule: messenger RNA, 449 nt
Organism: Closterium sp. NIES-65
Lineage: Eukaryota; Viridiplantae; Streptophyta; Zygnematophyceae; Desmidiales; Closteriaceae
Source: the annotation of a GenBank genome assembly
GCCUGCUUGACCACGUGCACUUGGAGGCAUACGGCCGCCCCUCGCCAUUGUCACGCGUGGCCACAGUCACAGUCAAGGAUCCCCAGCUGCUCUCCGUCACUCUGCACGAUGCUUCUCUGCUAGGAGCGGCGAUGAAGGGCCUGCAGGAGUCACCCAUGGGGCUGAACCCCUCUCACACCUCACAUACUGCCAUCCUCGUGCCCAUUCCCAAACUGACCAAGGAAGUGAGAGAGGCUAUGUUCAAGCUGGCGCAAAAGGCAGCGGAGUCUGCGAGAGUGAGCUUGCGGCGGGCGAGGAAGGAGGGAAUGGACGCUAUAAAGAAAGCAGCAGAUGUGAUUCCCGAGGACGAGCGCAAGCGGGCGGAAAAGAAGGUGGAGGAUGCUGUAGCAGCAGCAAAGAAGCAGCUGGAUGCUAUAUGCGAGGCCAAGGAGAAAGAGCUCAAGGGGUAG